Molecule: messenger RNA, 3661 nt
Organism: Eleginops maclovinus (Patagonian blennie)
Lineage: Eukaryota; Metazoa; Chordata; Actinopteri; Perciformes; Eleginopidae
Gene: aspg
Product: asparaginase homolog (S. cerevisiae)
Exons: 18
Coding region: 275-2272 (665 amino acids)
Biological process (GO): amino acid metabolic process
Molecular function (GO): protein binding; asparaginase activity
Source: RefSeq, a predicted model, not a curated record
CUGUCCAUCAGUGUUUCAAGGGCAAAAAUACAGUGAGAGGUCUAAUCUGAGGAAUAGUCAUUUACCGUAGAUUACAGUGGAAUACAAUUCAAACGAUGGUGCCACCCUCUGUGUAAUUCAUUACAUGAUAGCGAUGGAAGCUAGUUGUUUGUAUAAAAGCCCAGAGAAGCGGGACCAUCUCUCAGCCUGUCCUCAGCACUUGAAUACCAACGUGUUUUGAACACUUACAAGAAGCUCCUUUAAAGCGGUAGCACGGGCUUACUGGUAAAGCGUCAUGGCGGACUCAAGCUUCAACAACCUGACAUCCCUUGCCAGGGCUUUGUCACAGCCUACACUGAAUCUGAAUGAAAUUAACGAUGUCAACCUUAGUCCUACAAGAAGUAUUCCGCUGUUCAAAUGUCGAAGGAGAAAGUUGUCGAGCUGCAACUCGAUUGAAUUCGUUGAGACUUCACCAAUCUCUCCAGAGGCACGGGUCCUGGUUAUCAACACUGGAGGAACCAUAGGGAUGACCCUUCACGAUAAGGUGCUUGCUCCAAAAGCUAAUUCUUUUUUCGAGAGUCUACGGAAGUUGCCUAUCCUUCACGAUGAGUCUUAUGCCCAGCAGACCCACAUGUACGACUACUAUGGACCUGAGAACUUCCUCGUCCUGCCGAAUCCAACGCCCCAAUCUGGCCAUCAAUAUCAUGGGCUAAGUAAAGAAAAAAAGAGAAUACUCUACAGUAUAAUGGAAUACCAACCUCUGCUGGACUCCUCCAAUAUGACCACAGAUGACUGGGGUAAAAUAGGAAAGGACAUUGAGAAAAACUACGAAGACUACGAUGGAUUUGUGAUCCUCCAUGGCACAGACACUAUGGCUUACACAGCCUCUGCCCUGUCCUUCAUGUGCGAACAUUUGGGCAAACCGAUCAUUGUCACCGGAUCACAGGUGCCGAUCUAUGAGAUGAGGAAUGAUGGCAGAGACAACCUGCUGGGGGCGCUGCUGAUUGCUGGCCAUUUUGUCAUUCCUGAGGUGUGCUUGUAUUUCUACAACAACCUCUACAGAGGGAAUCGAUCUACCAAGGUGGAUGCUGGGAGUUUCAAUGCGUUCUCGUCUCCUAACUUGGCUCCUCUGGCCUGUGCUGAAGUGGACAUUACAAUCAACUGGGAUACAGUGUGGAGAGCAAAUACCACAGCAAAGUUCCAUGUCAGCACCGAGCUGAACAGGAACGUGGGGCUGCUCAGGCUGUUCCCAGGAAUCACUUCUGCUACUAUGAAAGCUUUCCUGCAGCCACCCAUGGAGGGUGUGGUGCUGGAGACGUACGGCAGCGGAAAUGCCCCCGAUAACCGUCCUGACCUGCUGGCCGAGCUGAAGAAGGCCACCGACUGUGGUGUCAUCAUCAUCAACUGCACCCAGUGUCUGAGGGGAACUGUGUCUGCGUCUUACGCCACUGGGAAAGUGUUGAUGGACGCUGGGCUGAUAGCUGGUGGGGACAUGACUCCAGAGGCGGCGCUGUCAAAGCUGUCCUACGUUUUGGCCAAAAAAGAUUUAACUCUUGAUGCUAAGAAAAAGAUGAUGGCUCAGAACCUGCGAGGUGAGAUGAGUGCUGACUUAGCAGGAGCCAAGCUUUGUCUGAGCGACAGCCGCUUCAUCCAGGUCAUCGCCAAGUCCUUGAGCAUCAGCUGCAAGGAGGAGCUGGAAGCCAUCCGCGACGCCCUGACUCCCCCUCUGGCAUGUGCUGCUGCUAAGAUCGGAGACAUUGAAGCCUUGGAAGCCCUAAAGGAAAUGGGCAGUAACUUGUUCCUGGGGGACUAUGAUGGCCGCACGCCGCUACAUAUUGCCGCCUGUGAGGGCCACCUGAAGCUGGUGAAGUACCUACUCGGCCAUGGAGCUACAGUCUAUGCUAAAGAUCGUUACGGCGACACACCCCUAUGCAACGCUGUACGCUUCAGGCACAAGGAGGUGGUGAAGCUGCUGAGGAAGACCGGAGCGCACUUCUCCAGAGACGAGUUGGAGGAAGCAGGAACAGAGUUGUGCAGCCUGGCAGCCAGCGGUGACAUGGAGGGCCUGGAAAUCUGGAGCCUGGCCGGAGCCGAUCUCAAUAGACCAGGCUACGACGGGCAGUCAGCAAUUCUAGUGGCUGAGGCUGCUGGCAAACAGGAAGUGGUGGCCUUUUUACACCAACUCAAAAAAAAGACAGUAAUUGGUGAAUUUAAUGAGUGUGAUGAAUAUGAUGAUGAUGAUGAUGAUGAGAGCGAAGGGAUCGAGUUCACAGCCGCCCCGCUAGGACAGUGAGCUGACGCUGCCUCCACCAGCAGGAAUCUUCCUCAUUUCUCAUCCUCCUCCUCCCAAGCCGCCCUGUGAACAUGGUCCCAUUGAGUUUCAGAGAGUUGCUCUCACUUUGAAUGUUUAGAUUUGCAUACCUGUUUAAAGCCAUUACUUAUGUUUCCCUCCAAACUAAAAGCUAGCACAACGUUGUUUAGAAACGACUUUCACUAAGAGGCCCAACAAGGAUAACACUAUGUAUUUGUCUGAUUGUUACACAGUAGUAUACAUGUAUUUAUUAGGAGAAACAUAUAUUAUCAUCCUGAAUGUGAAUGAUCAAUCAGGGAUAAUGGUGAAAUUCACCUGUUUUUAUCUUGGAGAGUGCUUAAACCUCCCGUUACUCCUUCAAUAGAGGAUGGUUGUUAAAUAAGUUUUUAUAUGUACUAGGAGUUAAAGAACUCUGACAGCUGUAACAGUACUUUCUAAAAAGUAGUGUGUGUUGCUGUAUCAAUAUAUUCAAAAUAUCUGAAACUACAGGGUACAUCACAGAUUUUAUUUUUAUGGCUAUUUUUACAGUGAGAUGCUGGAGAGUAUCGUAUUAACUCAUUAAGGUUGUCUUUAUUGUAUCUUAUUCAACUGUAGCUCUUUUCCACUGCCCUUUCCAUUUCCUGUUGCUAAAACAGGUACAACCAAAACCUGCAGUUACUUCUCAGACUCAUCCGGCCUGUUUGUUGCACUGAUUACCAAGCUUGAAGGGUGGCAUAUCUCACUCUGAAAUGGACUGGGGGAGUUUAGACUAUUGUGUGAGCCAGAUAAAGAUGGUUCCCAGUUUCCGUGUUUUCUUCUGUAUUUCUUUUUAUUUAGUGUCAACGAUCACAAACAAAUAACUUACUGUUCUUUCCUUAUCUUUGUUCUGGAACGCGUGAAUGAUGUCAAACAUCGCUAAUUUUUGUUUGGUUUAAAAAGGGAAUUAUAUCAAUCUAGUUUAAAAGGGAAUGUUCCACGAAAUGCGGUCUCUGCAUUUGACCCCCCCCCACUGCUCCUAACACUAGGAUGGGUCAAAUGCAGAGACCGCAUUUCGUUGUCCUAGUAGUUGUACUCUGUGCAAUGACAAUAAAGUUGAAUCUUCAAUCUUGAAUCUGAAUCUUAUCUUUGUUCUGGAACGCGUGACUGAUGUCAAACAUCGCUAAUUUUUGUUUGGUUUAAAAAGGGAAUUAUAUCAAUCUAGUUUAAAAGGGAAUGUUCUUGGAUUAAUGUGACUUUAAAGUGCAAACUAAUUUAAAUGACUUGAAAAUGUCCGGUGUUUUCAAUGCUUUGUUAUUGUCCCAUUGUUGUAUUUUCAAAGAGUGUGAAGGAUGGUCUUCUUCCUUGUAUGAAAAAAAAAAAAAAAAGCAACAGAAAUAAAUCACUUGUAUCAAA